AUGAAGGUGUAUUCGAUUUACAUUUUGAAUAAGUCAGGCGGUUUGAUUUACCAACAGGAUGUAAAUCCUGGUCUCAACAAGCUCACUUCCAACGACUACUUGGUAUUAGCGGGCACUCUCCAUGGUGUACAUGCCAUAGGCUCACAGCUCAAUUCUAUGAUGGGACCAAGAGAAAACAAGUCUUUUGACAAUUCUAACAAUACAUUAAUUGGCACCGAAAGAGCACAGAAUCCAAACACGAACAGAAGUGGAGUGCAAAGUAUAGAGUCCGACCUUUUCAACUUGUAUUUAUUCCAAACCUUGACUGGCUACAAAUUUAUUCUCAUUACAUCGCCCAACACUGUGGUUCAUAAUGUCCAAGAAUCCAAAGCAUUUGGCAGGGGGGACCUCAAUAAGCAGUAUAGUGCGGUCAACGAGCUUUUCAAGCAGGUUUACUUGUGCUUCUCUGACUACGUGAUGAAAGACCCGUUUUACUCGUUGGAAAUGCCCAUUAAGAGCGGCUUGUUUGAUUCUAAAGUACGAGCUAUGGUACAAUAA
Molecule: messenger RNA, 537 nt
Organism: Meyerozyma guilliermondii ATCC 6260
Lineage: Eukaryota; Fungi; Ascomycota; Pichiomycetes; Serinales; Debaryomycetaceae
Product: TRAPP subunit
Exons: 1
Coding region: 1-537 (178 amino acids)
Biological process (GO): endoplasmic reticulum to Golgi vesicle-mediated transport
Cellular component (GO): TRAPP complex
Source: RefSeq, a predicted model, not a curated record